CCAAUAACCGAUGAACCACUAAACAAAUUUCAUCGCCAAUUGGUUAUCACUAUCGUAGGUGACGUAAAAAAGCGUCCCGCGGUUUCGAAGCCCUUCGACACACAUACCCGUAUUUCGGUGCAAGUAACGGAAUCAAAUUUAGAAACCGAUAUUAUAAACGUAAUAAAGGAGUUCGUGAACCCAAAAAUUAAAACAGGAAUUCUAAUCAACCCCCCGUUAGGACUUUAUUCAAUUAUACCUAUCAUACAGAAUAACUUUAAAAGCUCCGCGAUGAACCUCGUACUUGCCAAAAGCGAACUUGAAAACGUUAAACCUUACCUUAGGCAACAAGAAACAAUUAAACACUAUCACGAGGGCAAGACCAACCAUAGAGGCAUUAAUGAGUGUUAUUUGUCUCUUUCGAAAAAAUACUACUGGCCAAAAAUGAAAGAACAAAUAACAAAAUUCAUUAAUGAAUGUAUUGUGUGUGGUCAAGGUAAAUACGACCGUAAUCCUAUCCAACCAAGAUUUAACGUUGUUCCGCCUCCAACCAAGCCUCUAGAAAUAGUUCAUAUGGACUUGUUCACAGUAGAUAGCGAAAAAUAAGUUACGUUCGUCGACGUAUUCUCCAAGUACGGUCAAGCCUAUCAUUUACACGACGGUACAGCCAUCAGCGUUUUACGGGCCUUACUAAAAUAUUGCACGCACCAUGGUUUACCCUUAACCAUAGUAACUGAUAACGGCACUGAAUUCACCAACCAACUAUUUUCCGAAUUUUUAAGAAUGCACGAUAUUAACCACCAUAAAAUACUUCCCCAUUCACCAAACGACAAUGGAAAUGUAGAACGUUUCUAUUCAACUCUGCUCGAACAUCUUCGAUUACUGAAAAUUCAGCGUAAAGACGAGCCAGCUGUAAACCUAGUACCAUAUGCGAUUAUCGCUUACAAUAGUUCGGUGCACAGUUUCACGAAAUGCAGGCCCUUCGAUAUAAUAACAGGUCACUUUGACCCCAGAGACCCGGUAGGUGUAGACCUUACCCAGCAUCUACUUCAACAGUAUACUCAAAAUCAUAGAGAACAAAUGAAAUUAGUUUAUGAAAUUAUAAACCAGUCUGCCUUACAUGAUCGCACAGUUUUAAUUGAGAAUAGAAAUAAGGAUAGAGAACCCGAAAUUCAGUAUGAACCACAACAGCAAAUUUUCAUAAAAAACCCGCUUGCUAGCCGACAAAAAUUAGCACCCAGAUACACUAACGAUAUCGUUCUAGCUAACCUACCUAUACAUAUUUAUACUUCACGAAAACGUGGUCCCGUUGCCAAAGCUCGCAUUAAGCGUGUCCCUAAUAGCGCUAAAUUGUUACAGAAUUCCGUUGGUGAUAAUGGUGCAUCUUGCUCAAACACAGGAGAUAAGACUUAACGAUGGUCCUGGCCUCCUUCCUUAUAAAUUAGGUAGAACUCGUCUAGUGUCACAUUACCAUAGCUUUUUACAGUAUAUUCGCAUCAAUAAUAUAGAAGACAAAAUUAUUGCAGUGAGACAGCAGUUAUCUGACUUUGAAUUAAGAUUAAAUAAUGAUACGUUUUCCCUAUAUUCUCUUCAAAUUAACUAUUUAUCUCAUAAAAUCAAUAGAGUUUUAAAUCAUUUAAAAGGACUCGAACCUAGUCGGGCCAAGAGAGGUUUAAUUGAUGGCUUAGGAUCUGCUAUUAAAAGCUUAACAGGAAAUCUAGAUUAUCAGGAUGCUAUUAAAUUUGAUAAUGCAAUAAAAAAUCUCGAAAAUAACCAAGUUAAAAUUAUAUCGGAAUUUAACUCGCACAUAAGUCUCAACAAGGAAUGGAUGACGCAACAUAACAGCGUCAUAGACCAGUUAGUUAGAAAUCAGCAAUCGAUUAAUGCUACGUUAGAACUUUUGUUGAAUAGCACUGCUUAUAAAGAAAAUAGUUUAAUAAAAUAUGCUCAUUUCGCUCAGCUUCUGACCAUCAUAACAGAAAACGUCAAUGAUUUGUUGGGAGAAUUAGUUAGAAUAGAAAACAUGCUAGCUCUUGUGCGUGCCCUAAGCACGCAUCAUUCAAUGAUAGAUAUCGAUAGUUUAAGGUUAAUGAUAGAAAGGGUAAGAAUGAUAUAUGGGGAUGAUAGAAUAUUAAAUUUAGAUUUACGCGACUAUUAUAGUAUCAUAAAACCAGGCUCAUAUUACGUCGAAAAGCAGAUAGUUAUAGUUUUUAAAGUUCCCAUAGUUAGUGCGAACGUAUUCGAUCUGUAUAAACUUUCGAUAGCCCCGAAUAGGUAUAACAAGAUCCUUAUUCCACCCCUUCCUUUCCUAGCAACCAAUAGGGAAGCGUAUGCGUAUAUGGAGGCUGAAUGCCCGAAGGUAGACCAGCAGUACCUCUGCGAAGACGAUGCCAUUAACAGAGUCAAGAAUCAUCACGACUGCACACGAGACCUCGUCACAAACCACGCCCUAGGAGAUGACUGCAACCUGACCACUAUAACAUUGGAAAAGGAAGCCAUGGAGCAACUGGACGCCGGGAACUAUGUUGUCACAUUCCCUCGCACUACAACAAUCUAUCUACGAUGCGGAAGAGAAGAAUACAAGCAGCUUCAAGGAAGUUAUUUGGUAACCAUACCCUUAAAUUGCACAUUGAUGACGUCAGAAUUUACAAUAGUUAACGAGAACAACCAAGUAUCCGGACAGCCACUAAUAAUUACCGAUAUCCCACGUAACUUCAAAGAAGAAACCACACCUCAACACAGAAUCUCGCUGCAAUCCAUCGACCUGAGAAAACUACAUGAAGCCUACAGUCAAGUCAUGAGAGAGCCGAUAAUGGUACAAGACACCAUAGCUAGCAACACUCUGUACCACACAACUAUUCCCGUUUAUGUAAUGAUAAUUGGCUCACUUAUCAUAACAGCCAUUGUAAUGAUCUGUCGACGUUUCAAUCUGUGGAGACGCAGUAAGCCGCAACAGCAGAGCAGCCAGCUGCCAGCACCUGGAAAGCAUUCCUAUGAAGAUCCUAAAAACGCAAAAGCAUAUCCAGCAACAUUUUCCCUCAAAGUUGGAAAAUAGUCGCUGAACUGUGGGGGGAGGAAUUACGUAGUUCUAUUACACUAAAAUCGCCAAGUAUGUAAAACCUACUUAAAGACGAACACGACGGAGCCGCGUGUCACGAGACGCCGAGUCAGCAGGCGCCGACAACCCGACGCCCGUGGAAGUGAGCACCGGAUUUCGUCAUUCUUCGGUCACACUUCGACCUAGCUAAUCAUUUUAAUUUAGUUAUAGAAUUAAUGUAACCUUUCUUUUAUUAAAUUUAUAUUUU
This is a messenger RNA of Parnassius mnemosyne (clouded apollo), 3284 nucleotides long. The record is from the annotation of a GenBank genome assembly. NCBI's taxonomy places the organism in Eukaryota, Metazoa, Arthropoda, Insecta, Lepidoptera, Papilionidae.